AUGGACAAGCCAGUUCAACUCGCCAGAGUCACCAAGGUCCUCGGCCGCACCGGAUCCCAAGGACAAUGUACACAGGUCCGCGUCGAAUUCAUCGGAGACAACACCAACCGAUCGAUCAUCCGCAACGUCAAGGGACCCGUUAGAGAAGGAGACAUCCUGACCCUCCUCGAGGCUGAGCGCGAAGCCCGCCGUCUCCGC
Molecule: messenger RNA, 198 nt
Organism: Mesorhabditis spiculigera
Lineage: Eukaryota; Metazoa; Nematoda; Chromadorea; Rhabditida; Rhabditidae
Source: the annotation of a GenBank genome assembly